Bradysia coprophila is the source of this 3635-nucleotide messenger RNA. RefSeq names its product eya transcriptional coactivator and phosphatase 2 (gene eya). Gene Ontology annotation, biological process: negative regulation of extrinsic apoptotic signaling pathway in absence of ligand; multicellular organism development; positive regulation of DNA repair. Gene Ontology annotation, cellular component: nucleus. The record is from RefSeq and is a predicted model, not a curated record. Lineage: Eukaryota; Metazoa; Arthropoda; Insecta; Diptera; Sciaridae. Gene Ontology annotation, molecular function: protein tyrosine phosphatase activity.
UACUUCACGACGGUUGGAAUGAAUGGAUCGGUUUACACUUACAGUUUUAGUAGUAUGGUUUUUUUGAAUUUGAAAAAACUUUAAAAAAUAAAACAAUAAACUUUGAAUUAUUAUGUUUAAUGUAAGAAGAUGUGUACACAACUAUUAAUGUUUUAUUGAAUCGAUGGAUGUUGUAAUGUGAUAUUACCCAGUGGAAAAUAAAAUAAUUUGUUCAACAAUCUGCUGUAAACAACACACUACAAAUUAAUGGAUUAAAAAUAUUACCGAAAAGCGGAUUGUUAAAAACCGAUAAAAAGGAAAAUUUCACACGUUCGAAUGAAAAUUUAAAUUUUAUGAUAGGUGUACGGGUGUUGUGCUAAUUAAAUUUAAAAAAAAAUCCUUCUGUGAAAAUUAAAAUUGAUAAACAAAACGGGACGUGAAAAAUUGUCCACUUCUUAUCAUUUGUUUGGUUUUUCUUUGCACUUUAGAUAACUCACGAGAUUAGAGUUAUAACUAAAGAUAAUAGUCAUCAAGGUGUAACGAAUAUGCCACAAUAAACCAAGUUCAACCGUGCAAAAGAUGAAGUUAAUAUAAAUUGUUCAGCGACAAAGUUGUGAUAAAAAUAUUUUAAUUAAAAUUAAAAACAAGAAAUUUAGUCAAAACAACAACUGAUGAUAAAGUGCAAUAAUUAAAAGAAAAAUUGUUUAAUUUCUUAAAACAAAUAUAAUAAAAAAGCGCUACAAAAACCGCGAAAGACAAAUUUCAGUGAAUAUGCUGCAGUCAAUUUGACGAUAAAUUUAUUUUUCUUUAAAUUAAAUUUAAACCCAUGGUUCUGCAUAAUAAAAACCACACUGAACAAACAACCCAGUGAAAUACGGUGGAGGUUUCCAUACAACAAUUAUACUUUUUGAGAUUUACUUGAAAUGGUGACAUUAAUGCCUUGUUAUAUAUCAGCACCCCGCUGUGGACUGAUUGAUAAAAUGAUAGAACCAAAGGUGAAAAGACCGAAAAUAGAAGCGACAGAACCAAACGAUAGGAAUUCAAGCAGACAAUGCGGUCCAACCGGAAACUUGAACCAAUGUAACUCAACCGCAGUAACCAACAAUCUACCACUCAGUACAUCAACUUCCAUCUCAUUUUCUCAGCCAUCAUUGCCAUUUAUCAACAGUCAUAAUAUCACAUCACAACAGGCCAGCAUCGGUAACAAUAUAGCUCUAUCCACAUCCGGCACCACAUCGUCGUCAUCGAUUGGAUUGGGACUUAAUCUAACAUCUAACGGUGGCGGUUCGGCAAGCAAUUCACAAAGUGAUAAUGGUAAUCAUACGACAACGUCAAAUGCCGCACAUUUAUCCACAAUUUUAAACAAUUCAAUAAACUUGGGUGUAUCGCCAUCAGCAAAUCGUACAAAUGUAAUUCAGUCUGACCUGGGAAUGUCACAUUGGCUGAAUGAAACAGCUCUGGUUAAAUCGGAAAAUCGAAGUCCAACAUUGGAUGUUGCAACCGUCGGCAGUUUAUCGAAUUCGUCACAUUUAGACUCGACAUUAUUCUGUUCGAAUCCAACCACUGGCCUGGAAAGUUUACAAAACUCAAACUCCUUUGACCAUAAGCAAGAUUAUUACAACUACUACAACAGCAUGCAGCAAUACACGCCGUCGUUUUACUCGUCGUAUGGGUCUCCCUAUCCGACUAGAACAACGCCGAAAAUUCCUUCACCAAACACAUAUCUUGCGUCAACUUAUUCCUCAUCGGCAAACAAUAACUCCUCUCAAUUGUACACCUCGUAUGGGUACAACAAUUUCGGACAGUUCGGCGCAGCGCAACAAGAUUACAGUGGCUAUUACAACGACCAAUAUCCAACCGGAUAUUACAAUGCAGCUAAUUAUUCAUCGUAUGUGAGCUCACCCGGUUCCAGCGGCAGUCAAAGUUUUCAUUUGACUGCUGGCCUGCCGGAAAGUCCAUCCGAUGGUCAUCCAACCACUCCCACUCUACUUGCUCAUUCACAUUCGCCCAUAUCGCCAUUGUCGAUAUCGCCAAACACGAUUUCGUCCAAAACGGCCACAACGCCAACAACGAAAACAGGACGAACACGCGGACGUAGACACGCUCAUCCAAGUCCAACGCGCAGCACUAUAUCCGAUUCGGGGUUGACUGACAACACGAAAGCGCCAGAACGAGUUUUCAUUUGGGAUUUGGAUGAAACGUUAAUCAUCUUCCACUCGCUGCUGACGGGAAAAUAUGCAAACACCUACUCAAAGGAACAGAAUCAUUACUAUCAGUUGGGCAUACAAAUGGAAGGACUGAUAUUUGAUAUGGCUGAUGUGCAUUUUUUCGGUAAUGAUGUUGAAGACUGUGAUCAAUCGCAUAUAGACGAUGUUAGUUCUGAUGAUAACGGGCAGGACUUAAGUGGUUACAAUUUUGCGACCGAUGGUUUUCAUUCGGGAACACCACAAGGAGCUCCACCAAAUCUAUGCUUGCCGACUGGAGUACGUGGCGGUGUUGACUGGAUGAGGAAACUUGCAUUUAGAUACAGAAAAAUCAAAGAUUCGUACAACUUAUAUAGAAACAAUGUUGGCGGUCUGUUAGGCCAACAAAAACGUGAUCAAUGGCUCCAGGUACGAGCUGAAAUUGAAGCAGCCACCGACAAUUGGUCAGCGUUGAUAAUGAAAUGUUUGAGUAUGAUAGCUCAACGUGAAAAUUGUGUCAAUGUACUGGUAACGACCACUCAGCUAGUCCACUCACUAGCCAAAGUAUUGCUGUUCGGAUUCGGUCAAAUAUUUCCAAUUGAAAAUAUCUACAGUGCAACGAAAUUAGGCAAGGAAACGUGCUUUGAGCGUGUGGUGACUCGGUUCGGUCGGAAAAGUACCUACGUUGUUAUUGGUGACGGACAGGAUGAAGAGACGGCCGCAAAGAAUCUAACAUUUCCAUUUUGGAGAAUAUCGUCACACAGUGAUAUACGAGCUUUGUAUACUGCACUCGACAUGGGUUUCUUAUGAAAGAUUUAUCAUUUUGUGGAAUGAGUAAAUUUUAUCAAUUUAAAGUCUCGUCUAUCGUUCUCUUAAAUUUGUAACAUAAAAGAAAAGAUUGUGGAUUUAGUGAUGAGAAUAAUUGUACGUUUUACAGUCAAAGUGAAAAUUUCAUUUUCUUAAUUCAUUGAAUUUUCCGUAAAAAUUAAAAAAUUUAAUUCUAUUACCAGUGACAACUUCUUUAAAUAAAAAUGUUCUGUGGUUAAACUAUCAAGCAGGAAGUGAAUCUCUAACUCGGUAUUUUUUUUUCUUUUUGUUUGCUAAAGCUUUACAAUUAAAUGUUUUGUACAAAUUUCUAUUUUCUUCCGGAAAAUCUAAAAAAUAAAAAUUAUUUUUAAAAAUCUUUUAGUCAAUUUCCUAAUUAAUUUUAAAUUAAAUUUAGACGAAGGAACUAAGAAAGAGAAAAAACAGUUUUCGAACUAUAGAAAAAGCCAUUGCUGAGAAUUUGUGUUCAGAAUUCGAUUUUACCAUAUUUUAUUGAAACACUUGAAGGACACUACUUGAUCUUGGAUCGAUUCAAAAAUGUUCGAUCGAUUUUUUUUUAAAUACAAAUUUUUGUAUAAGUUGCACGCGUUGCACACAUUUACAUCUACGUUUUACUUCAAGUCUUAUUUGUAAAUAUAUUUCAAAAAA